GGAGAUGUCUUUAAUCGGGCUAUAGCUACUUUUCGUUACUAUUUUCUCCUUAAUGUUUAGUUGUUAGCGUGUCUUGAGUUUUUGUGCUGGGGAGCUGGUCAGCCAUCCAGUAUCUUAAGGGUGAUCCUCUUCCGCACUAGACUAGUGGUUUUGAAGCUCUUAAGAACUGCGGGCAUGUUUUAGAAAAUACUACUACUGUGGUUCAGGGACCAUCCAUUGUAAUAUGGCAUGAAACCAAAGACUAAUGCUGGUAUUGGCAGUCAAAUCUGUAAGAAAUAAAUUCACUGCCAGCUACUGAAGACAUUUCCGCCUGCAUGGGUGAAUGUGAUUGAGGACCGAUUCAAAUUCUUGCUGAAGUGUUCCUUCACCGGAUCUCGGAUCUCACUUUCAGAAUCCUUGCGGUAGAGAAUCCCUUCAGAUGAGUGAAUGGUUUACCGUGUCAGCUAGUUUGAAGGUUUAUGUGUGCGGGCAAAAGACAAAGAAGCUAGCUAGAUAGUGGUCGUAGUUAAAGCUAAUUGGGAACUGUGGUCUCAAGCUGAUCUUUUCACAGCUAGCUCUGCGUAAUUCCAGAAGACCCUGAAACGGCACACUGCAGUGUGUAAACUCAGCUGUCAGUCUGGAGCACAUCGCUGAAUAUAGCCAAGUUAACGUGCUAUUGCAGUUGUCAACUUGCUUUUUAAAGCUUUCUUAAGCUGGUUAUUGUGGUCACAAGAUGUUUCUUGGAGAGUAUUUAGUGAUUAAUUGUGUUUGUAUCACACUUUUCAUUCAGAAUGCUUCCCAGAUACGAGGGCGACACGCUUGUAUCUCAUGAUGACCAGGAGGCAGAGCGAGAAGCUCACCAGUUCAGUUCAGGGGCAGCUUUAGGGAGGCCCAGGGAGGAAUUUUGGCAGGGAAUGCCCCUACUGUUCCUCUGCCUGCCCCUACAGAAAACACCCCUACUGUUCCAGAGAGCACCCUGGGAUCUUUAAGGACCAAGCAGCCAGCUUGAACGUGUCACUUGAAAGAUAACACCUCCCCCGGCGCAGUGUGGCACUGGUUUCAAAAUCCUGGUGCACCAGGAAGAGCACCACCUACUGGCCCAAGUUACCCAUUUGGGAGUGCCUGUUCUAGGUGGCUCUUCCCCACACCAUGCCGUCCAGCCUGGGUGCCAGCAAUCCUGCGGCCGCGCUGCAGGAGGCGCUGGAGAACACCGGGAGGCUCAUCGACAGACACCUGCAGGACGACCGCUGCUUCCCUGACCUCUCGGAGCUCCUCAACGUCCCGGCGCACAACAUGCCCUCCCUGUCGGGAAUGUCGGACAUGGACUACCCCCUGCAGGGCCCUGGGCUGCUGACCGUGCCCAGCCUGCCCGAGAUCAGCCCAGUCCGCAGGGUACCCCUGCCCCCUGAGCUGGUGGAGCAGUUCAGCCACAUGCAGUGCAACUGCAUGAUGGGAGUCUUCCCAGAGAUCAGCAGGGCUUGGCUCACAAUCGACAAUGACAUUUUCAUGUGGAACUAUGAGGAUGGGGGGGAUGUUGCCUACUUUGAUGGCCUUAGCGAAACCAUUCUGUCUGUGGGUCUCGUAAAGCCAAAAGAAGGGAUCUUCCAGCCCCACAUCCAGUACCUGCUGGUGCUAGCUACGCCGGUGGACGUCGUCAUCCUUGGGCUGAGUUUCCCUGGCUCCCAGGCAGGGGCUCUGAAUGACAGCAUGUCCAGCGGGAUGCAGCUGCUGCCUGACCCGCUGUACUCCAUCCCCACUGACAACACCUACCUGCUGGCCGUCACCUCCACCGACCUGGGGCGCAUAUUCCUGGCGGGAAAGGACGGCUGUCUGUACGAGAUUGCCUAUCAGGCCGAAGCGGGAUGGUUCAGCCAGCGCUGCAGGAAGAUCAACCAUUCUAAAAGCACCCUCUCCUUCCUCAUUCCCUCCGUGCUGCAGUUCACCUUCUCCGAGGACGAUCCCAUUGUCCAGAUAGCCAUCGACAACAGUCGCAACACUCUCUACACCCGCUCAGAGAAGGGAGUCAUUCAGGUUUAUGACCUGGGAGUGGACGGACAGGGGAUGAGCAGAGUGGCCGGCAUGUCCCAGAAUUCCAUCGUGUCAGCUGCGGGCAACAUCGCAAGGACUAUUGAUCGGUCGGUCUUCAAGCCCAUUGUUCAGAUUGCAGUGAUUGAGAGGUCUGAGUCCUCGGAUUGCCACCUGCUGGCCAUUACACAUGCAGGUGUUCGCCUAUACUUCAGCACCACGCCUUUCUCCCCACCCAACGCCAGGCACACCUCUGCCCGACCCGGCAUGCUGGUUCUGGUCCAUGUCCGCCUGCCUCCAGGAUUCUCAGCCUCCGCCACACUUCAGAAACCCUCCAAAGUCCACAAAGCCCUGUACAGCAAAGGUGUUCUGCUGAUGGCCGCCUCAGAAACAGAAGAUGGCGAUAUCCUGUGGUGCAUCAACCACGACUCUUUCCCCUUCAAGAAACCCUUAAUGGAAGCACAGAUGACCUCGACUGUGGAUGGACACACGUGGUCUCUGUGUGCGGUCGAAGAGUCGAGGGCAGUGAAGGUCGUGACUCCGCUCAACAGGGACCUUGUGCCACACACAGACUCUCCAGUCGUGGUUCAGCAGCACAACAUCCCCCCUAAGAAGUUCGUCCUUCUCUCGGCCAAGGGAAGUCACAUCUUCCACAAGCUGCGCCCCGUGGAUCAGCUGAGGCACCUGCUGGUGAGCUGUGCCGGGGGAGAUGGGGAGGAGAUCGAGAGAUUCUUCAAGCUGCACAGGGAGGAGCAGGCCUGUGCCACCGCUCUGAUCCUGGCCUGUUCCAGCGCUGCCUAUGACAGAGAGGUGUCCCUGUGGGCCUCCAGGGCCUUCUUCAGGUAUGGAGGAGAGGCACAGAUGCGCUUCGCUUCUGCCCUGUCAGCUCCUGUCAGCAGCGUGGGACCCAUGCUGAGUUCACCCGUGCCUGGUUCCCCUCUGCCCAUCAGCAGUCCAGUUCCCAAUCCCAGCUUCCUGGCCACCCCUGCUCCAGGGUCCUACCCCCCGAGUGUGUCCACCCCCUUUGUGCAGGCGCCCUCCAUGGGUCAGGCUGGAGCGCCCAUCACUGCCAUGGCUGGACCGGAGGUGGUGUUCUCGGGGAAGCAUAACGGCAUCUGCAUUUACUUCAGCAGGAUCCUGGGGAAUAUCUGGGAUGGAAGCCUGGCAACGGAGAAGACCAUCAGUACAGGAAAUCAACAGGUCACCAUUAUGGAGAGCUCUGUGCCUUCCUCAGUCCUGGAAUCGGUACUUCAGGAGCUGAGGGGGUUGAAGGAUUUCCUGGAUAAGAACUCACAGUUCAGCCCUGGCUCGCUGGGAGCUGUCAGUUUCAGCUCCCCUGGCAACCUGCAGCAGAGGCUGCUGGGAUUCAUGCGGCCGGAUGGAGGCAGUUCACAGCAAGUGCAGCAGGAGCUGCAGAGGAAGUACCACACCGAGGCCCAGGCCUACGAGAAGAUCUCGCUCCAGGGGAUCCAGCAGCUGGUCCACCACACCUGUCAGACCCUGGCGCUGUGGAAGCUGCUGUGUGACCACCAGUUUGGCCUCAUCCUGAAUGACCUGCCCAAGGAGUUUCAGGAGCAGGUGAAGGUGAGCAGCUUCAAGGACAUUGUGAUCCGAGGGAGGGAGCUGACGGGCGCGCUCAUCACCUCCCUCAUUAACUGCUACAUCAAGGACAGCGCCUCUGUGGACGCUAUCAGCUGCCACCUCCGUGAGACCUGCCCCCUGCUGUACAGCAGCGAUGACUCGGUGUGCUCCAAGGCUAACGAGCUGCUGCAGAGCACCAGGCAGAUCCAGAACAAGGCGGAGAGGGAGAAGAUGCUACGCGAGUCACUGCGCCUCUACCAGCAGAUCAGCCACCAGACGGACCUGCCCCACGUGUGCGCACAGUACCGCCAAGUGCGCUUCUAUGAGGGAGUGGUGGAGUUGUGUCUGACUGCAGCUGACAAGAAGGACCCCCAGAGGCUGGGACCCCAUUUCUACAAGAACGGGGAGCCUGAAGAGGAUGCUGCCGGACAACAAGCCUUCCAGGAGAGGUUAAACAGCUACAAGUGCAUCACCGACGCAAUGCAGGAUUUGGUGAAUCAGAGCAAGGCGGCCCCCCAGUCUCCCAGCGUGCCCAAGCAGCCCGGCCCCCCCGUGAUGUCAUCAGACCCCAACAUGCUCAGCAACGAAGACGCAGCUGCACAUUUUGAGCAGAUGAUCGGGCUAGCCCAGCGUUCUAAGGACGAGCUCUUUCACAUCGCCCUUUACAACUGGCUCAUCCAGGCUGACCUCACCGACAAGCUGCUGGAGGUAAACUCCCCGUACCUGGAGGAGCACUUGAUGCGCAUGAUGAAGCAGGACCAGAACAAGGUGCGCUACAUGGACCUGCUGUGGCGCUACUACGAGAAGAGCAGGAACUUCAGCAAGGCCGCACACGUGCUGGCACGGCUGGCAGACAUGCACAGCACCGAGAUCUCCCUGAGGCAGCGGCUGGAGUACAUCUCCCGGGCCAUCCUGAGCGCCAAGAGCUCCUCCUGCGCCUCCUCGCAGGCCAGCGACGGCGAGUUCCUGCACGAGCUGGAGGAGAAGAUGGAGGUGGUUCGUAUUCAAGUGCAGAUUCAAGAAACGCUUAGCAGACAGUAUUCCCAUCAUCCGUCAGUGCAAGGGGCGAUCUCCCAGCUGGAUUCGGAACUCAUGGACAUCACCAAGCUGUAUGGGGAGUUUGCGGAUCAUUUUCGCCUGUCGGAAUGCAAGCUGGCCAUCAUUCACUGUGCUGGCCAUUCAGAGCCCAUGCUGGUGCACACCCUCUGGCAGGAAAUCGUGGAGAAAGAGCUGAGUGACAGUGUGGCGAUGAGCCCUGCAGACCGGAUGAGAGCCCUGAGCCUCAAACUGGUGUCUCUUGGGAAGAUCUACGCAGGAACCCCGCGCUAUUUCCCCCUGGAGUUCCUGGUGAAGUUCCUGGAGCAGGAGGUGUGCCGGCUGAGCUGGGACGUGGGCUUCGUGACCUACACCAUGCAGGAGAUCGGAGUUCAGCUGCCGCGGCUGCUGGAGGUGUACGACCAGCUGUUCCGAGCUCGGGACCCCUGCUGGCAGCGACUGAAAAGGCCCCUUCACCUGGUGGAGUGUAUUCACGUCCUGCUGUCGGGGUACGUGGAGGACCCGAGCAGAGUGCCCUCCUACGACAGGCGGAGGUUUACAACCUUUUGUCUGGACUGCAUUUGUGGGUAUCUGGUGGAGCUGCAGUCUUUAAGUCCCAAUUCUGCCUUGCAGCAACUCAUUGGAAACUUUAAGUCCCUACAAGCAAAAGUGGAGAAAGUGCUCUGAGGUGAAAGUGCCCUGAUUUGCCUCUGCCACAAUAGGACUGCACUUGUAGUGGUACUGACAUCUCCACCAGGGGGCAGCAUUCUGCCGCACACCCCGAGGACUCACCAGCCAGGACGGCGCCCUGGCUGACCCAAACCCAUUCACUCAAAGAAAGCCACGAAGCAGCAUAACAUGGAAUUCUGGUCUUUAAAUGGUCAAUACAGUGCUUGGGGUUUCCUUUCCCAGUUUUUUUUUUUAUUUAUAACUUUAGUUUAAGUUCUUAAGCAAGACAAAUAGUGACAUAGGAGUUUCUCCGAAGGUGGAUAAGUCAAACAACUUAAAAAACAGAUUCUGUUUCUUCCCUCAGUUUAAAAGCCUCCCCCUAUGGUGCACAGAUUCCAUAUGUGUUCUACUUUCAUUUCUUGUUCUGUGGGACGUUUAUUAAGUAGAUUGAAAUGUUAGGGUAGAAUAAAACUACACCCUGCGCCUCCUUACAUGGUGUCCUGCCAAAAUUGGCCACAGCCCGGAAGCACACAAGACUCGCCAAGGACAUCAGACCUGUCCUGCACUGCAUGUGAUUCCAGGAGGCAGCUUGAAAUCUGCCUGGCGUUGGCCAACAGCCAGCUUGCAGUGGGUCUGUGUACAAAGUCAAGAAAGCACCGCUGCCACAGUGUUGCGAUAUGUCAAAUUAUGCUGCCAAAGUAUUCCACUGUUGUUUCAAAUAACCGUAACCAGCUUUGUUCUGGAAUUACAAGAUCAUGCAAUGGAUGCCCUUUCCAUCAUGGUUUAUUUAUCCAGAUUCUGUCACGGUAAACUAAGCCAUAUCUAAGAACUGCUUGUGAGCGUUGACCGAUUCAAUUUUAUGUCUCCUGCUGUGGUAAAAAAGAGUUUUUUCUUUCCUCUUUGAAUGAGGAGGGUGUUAAGCCGGCAGUUGUGCAGCCAGCAAAGGACAUGUGGAGUUCCAAACUGGCUACUUCUUGAGCUGCUACAGGGACACUGUCGACAUGCCUCUGACAGCUCACAGUAGGCAUGUUCUGGCUUCCUUGCCCAAAUUACACCUGAGCUACCCGACAUGGGAAGUGUAGGAUUUUACAGUUACCCCACUCUUGAGGGGUAAUGAAAGCUGUAUUAAAAAACGGUCUUGUGCACAUUGCUAAUAACUGUUCGAUGGCGAUAUUGCCUUAUGAAGUGGGCAGUGUGAUCGGUCAGGUUAAAGGCUGAACUCUUCAUCCUAGAUUUUCAUGUGUGCAGGCGUUAAUCACCAGGAUACAGACGGGCCACAGAGUAAGCAUUGCGUGCCAGUCUGCAUAGGGAAGCUUUCACCUUAAUGGAAUGGUAGUGCGCUAAUUUGCUGUUAAGACUAAAAUGUUGCAUAAUUAAACAGCCAAGGGCUCAGGAACUGAUGUACAGCUUUUAGAAGGAAAACAUUCUGUUCACUUUCAGGCCGAGCUUCUCAAUUUUCGUAAACAUGAUCUGGGAGAACCUCAGCUAUCAGAAUAUUUACCUGUUUUUUUAUGUUUUGUGAAAAGACGGUAGAAAAGUGGCCUUUCUCUUGGAUAAUUCUGGAUCCCUCGCGACUAAUGUUUUAACGAGGAAUAAAUUACACUGCUGCUUCAAAAACUAAAUGCUCUUGUUAAUGAGUCCUUUUGAUAAGAACAGGCAUUACUUAAUGAAAAAAACUCAUUUUCUCCUGGUUUUAAAGAGCAAUGAAAACAUUUGUUUCUGUCGAGGUUUAGUUCAGUGCCACAAAUACAGAUAUUUCCUGGACAUCUAAACUAAUUGAAACAUUGCCUAAAAACAGUCCUAUGAAACUAAGAAUAUUAAUGUGUUUGGCAUUCACAAUACACUGGUAAAAUUCUAAACCACAGAACUGAGUCAUGGUCGGUUGUAAAGAAAGUACAACUAUAAAGAAAUAAUUAUUUUCCAGUUGUUUGUUUUUCCUGUUGAAUAGGUAGCUAUAAUAGACCACAAUCCAGUUCUGAGCAAAUAUAUAUGUUCAUGGUAAGGGCUUUUGAUGAAUUUGAUCAAUAUGCUGUUGUAAAAAUGGAAACAGUUUUAUAAUAUUAACCAUUUUUUUUACUGAAACAAUUUCAUCAACACUGUUUUUGAAUUUGCCUGACAUCUGUAGAAAAUAAAAUUUAAAAAAUCUGA
Lepisosteus oculatus (spotted gar) is the source of this 7437-nucleotide messenger RNA. It is a transcript of the gene nup155, whose product is annotated as nucleoporin 155. Gene Ontology annotation, cellular component: nuclear pore inner ring; nuclear pore. Lineage: Eukaryota; Metazoa; Chordata; Actinopteri; Semionotiformes; Lepisosteidae. Gene Ontology annotation, biological process: protein import into nucleus; protein localization to nuclear inner membrane; transcription-dependent tethering of RNA polymerase II gene DNA at nuclear periphery. Gene Ontology annotation, molecular function: protein binding; structural constituent of nuclear pore. The record is from RefSeq and is a predicted model, not a curated record.